AGUCUCCCUUCUCUAUGCCCCUUUCUACAGUGUCGUCUCAGCACAGCACGUCAUCACCCGAUCGUGGAAAGGAGCUUUAUGCUGCAGGCGACUUUGAGGUUGUAUGGGAAACUAUUUCGCUGUGAUGGGAAAAAUAUUCAUUUUACUCUCUUCAAAAAUGAACUUGUUUUCGAAGAAGAGGAGGGUGAUAUUUUACCUUUUUUUCGUGAGCGAUUUUGCAUGUGACUUCUUCUAUUCGAUCGAAUUAGUUUUUGCUGAUUGUCGUAGUCGUUAAAUCAUCCAAUCGCAUUUUUUCUGAUGAUGAAUUCAGGGCGCGCUGAAAGCCUGGGAGAUGACUUUGAAAAGCAUCGGUUAUAUAAACAGCAAGGAAGCGUACGCUCAGGACUCGUCCAAGCAAAAUGAGGUUGACCAAAUAGCAACACGAGCAGAGCUGAAUGCUGCACAGGCUUGUUUACGUCUGAGGCGAUGGGAUGACGCCGUACGGCACUGUGACAGUGUGCUGAAGAAAAAUCCUCUGGAGGCCAAGGCAUUGUAUAGGAAAGCCACAGCACUUCGACAGAAAGGAGAAUAUGAAGAAGUUAGAAAAUGUAUUUCACAGCUGCAGAGCGUGAACUCAUCACUAGGGCAGUACUUAUUGCAAGCUGUUAAUAAAGAAGAUCGAGAGCACAGAAAAGAGGAGAAAAAGUUGUGGAAUGAUGCUUUCCGUAAUCUGGAAGCAGCGAAAGAUGUUACGCAGCGGGAAGAAUCUUGGUGGGAAAAGAUACGCCCAUAUUUCUGGUGUUGUCGUCGCAGAAAGCGAACGGAAAAAGAAGAGUGAAAACGUCCAAAUACUCGAUUAUUCGUGUUAGUUUUUCAUAAUC
This is a messenger RNA of Perkinsus marinus ATCC 50983, 860 nucleotides long. RefSeq lists its product as hypothetical. The record is from RefSeq and is a predicted model, not a curated record. Bases 332 to 817 code for a protein of 161 amino acids. Gene Ontology annotation, molecular function: protein binding. The transcript has 5 exons. Lineage: Eukaryota; Perkinsozoa; Perkinsida; Perkinsidae.